ACAUGAAACAUUGCAACCCUCUUGUUUAGAACGUUUGUGACGUGGGAUUUAUUUUUUCCUAUUUUCUACCAAAAAUUAUUAAAUUAAUUAAAUAAUGUACGGUGCGUAGAGUAAUGGAGGAAAGGCUCAAGUAUUCCCUGUUGCGAGAUGCGACUGACAAUCAGAACAUCUGGUCCAGGCAGGAGAAGCGACUGUGGUUCUGUACGCUCAUCCUGGGCACGACAACACUCUACUCCACACGGACCACGAUGCCACUGCUGGUGCCCGCUGUGGCGGCUGAGAGGAAGUGGAAUAAGACAGAUUCCGGCACGAUCUUGAGCUCCUUCUUCUGGGGCUACACCCUCACGCAGGUCCUGGGCGGGUAUUUCAGUGAUCGCAUUGGGGGGCAGAGGGUGAUGCUGGCUGCUGCCAUUGGGUGGUCCCUCAUCACCUUCUGGAUGCCCAAUUUCAUCCUCAUGGCCCCCAAAUCGCUCUCAUGGGGCAUCCCAUUCAUUGUGGUUGUGCGGAUUAUCAAUGGAGCCUGCCAGGGCGUGCACUUCCCCAGCAUGAUCAGUAUAACUAGUCAGAAUUUGUGUGCCAAUGAGAGAGCCAGCUUCUUCAGCAUGCUGACAUGCGGAUCGGCCUUCGGGACACUCCUCACGGGCACAGUGGGCUCCAUAAUCUUGGAUUACUUUGGCUGGCCGGCGGUGUUUCGUGUGAUUGGCUUCCUGGGGCUCGUGUGGACGCUCUGCUUGCGCUACUACACAAUGUCCUGGGAUAAGAAUCGCGUGGUUAACGUCCAAUGCCCCAAACUCGUCCAUCACGAAGCAUCCGUGCCGUGGCUGCGUUUCCUCCGGUGCUCCUCCCUCUGGGCCUGCGUCAUUGCACACGCGUGCGAGAUGAAUUGCUUCUUCGUGUUGCUCUCGUGGCUGCCAACCUACUUCCACGACACCUUCCCCACGGCCAAGGGAUGGGUGGUUAAUAUGAUCCCCUGGCUGGCACUGCCCCCGUGCACGAUUCUCGGGAAAAUCCUCACAGAUUGGCUCGUGGCACGCAAAUGGUCACUCACAGCUGUGCGGAAGAUUGUCCAGAGUGUGUGCUUCCUGAGUCAGAACAUCGCUCUGGCAUUCCUCUGCCAUGCCACGGAUUUCAGCACUGCCCUCGCAUGCAUGACCAUCAUCAUUGGGGGUUCGGGAUUCCACAAUAAUGGGGUCACAGUGAACCCCCAGGAUCUCUCCCCAACGUACUCUGGCAGUGUUUUCGGGCUAAUGAACACUAUGGGUGCUGUUCCGGGUUUUCUGGGCGUCUACCUGGCCGGAUAUAUCUUGGAGUUGACGCAGAGUUGGACGGUUGUCUUCAGUACGUCCAUCGCCUUUAAUCUCUUCGGCUGGAUCGUCUUUACGCUCUUUGGGUCAGCCGAUGUGAUUCAAUAGCAUUCCUCAGACUGUGGGGAUUUCUACUGAAAGGAUGCACUUCCUGCUCCUGCAAGGAAACUUUCGGAUGCACAGAUGCGUGGAGAGCUGGGUGAGUUUGAAUCGAAUUUAAAUCCGGAACUCUUGGAGAGAUUCCUAAAGAUGCUCAAUAAUCCUUUUUGUUACCCAGUAAACAAAAUAUAGAGCCAAUAAAAGCACAAUCAUGGUUGAAUCAAAAAUAUUUGAGCAAUAAUUGAUAAACAAUUGAACCAUUCAAUCGAUUAAUCAAUUAUUGGUCAAUAUUUCGUCAAUCUCCCGUCAAUUCUGAUUGCUCAAUACUUGAUCAUCUAUGCGGACCAAUCAUAGAUUGACCAAUUAUUGUUCUUCAAUUUUCUAUCAAUCAGUUUGUCAAUUUAUGCUCAAUUAUUCAUCAAUCAAUAUUGAUAGUAUCUGUAUUGAAUCAAUUUUAACUCAAUAUUCACACUAAAAAUAAUUUUAAUUAAUUUUCUGGUAAAUUCACUGUCAAGGGGAUGGUACAACCUAAUUUUCAGUGAAGAAAAGUCACUUUUUGUUGAACAAAAUGUAUGAGGAAUUCUCGAAUCUCGAUCAAUCUCGACCGAUUCCCGAGAACACUUUAACUUUUUUUUAUAUUAAUAAGUUAUUUCGAUAAUGAGAUAGGGAUCAAUCGAGAGCUAAUUAAAUGUACUUUCGAUUGCAAGUGGAAUUGUGCAAAUUGAUCCCUUCUUUUGAUCGGAAGAAACCGCUGCCUCACGAAAAGGACUGAUUUCUCGGGGUUGGGCAUCCCCCUGUUCACUGUAAAUGUACCGGAAACCGUUGCAACUGCCACCAAACGAGAUUAUUUAUGUUCUGUGGUCUGGGAAAACUUGAGAAAAACCCGGAAAAAUAUCCCAAUCCGGUCAAUAUACAUACUGCCUGAAAUAGAAAAAGAAACUGACGAUAUUCAAAAAUAGAUAAAAAUUCACCACAGAAGAAGGCGAGAUGAUUCGCUGGAAGCUAUGGUAAAAAUUGCGUUUUUCUCGGAUUGACACGCACCCUUGACGCCCCGGAGGGAGCACCCCAGCUCCUACCAAAGAAAAAACUAACGUAAAUGUACAUUUGCGGGAAAAUUUCUCUUUUUUAAACAUAAAACCAACAAAUUUCCUAAAGAAUAGUAAAA
Molecule: messenger RNA, 2568 nt
Organism: Lutzomyia longipalpis
Lineage: Eukaryota; Metazoa; Arthropoda; Insecta; Diptera; Psychodidae
Gene: MFS18
Product: solute carrier family 17 member 9
Exons: 2
Coding region: 114-1412 (432 amino acids)
Biological process (GO): transmembrane transport
Molecular function (GO): transmembrane transporter activity
Source: RefSeq, a predicted model, not a curated record